Molecule: messenger RNA, 1933 nt
Organism: Bemisia tabaci
Lineage: Eukaryota; Metazoa; Arthropoda; Insecta; Hemiptera; Aleyrodidae
Source: RefSeq, a predicted model, not a curated record
UUUCCGAGUGUAAACAAUAAUUAGCUCUGCUUUAGACUUCAGGUGCCAUCGGCGGCGCCUCGAUGCGUUAGUCGCAAUCAUGGGCCUCCAACGAGAGUCUAAGUUCUUCGUCCUAGUUUCGCUGCUCUGCAUCGUUCAUGCCCGCAGCAAAAAAGCAGUUGACGAGGACGGGUUCCAAUGUCCAAACACGGGCACGGCGUUCAAUACCACCCUCGCCGCGUACUUUCCUGAUUAUGAAUCCGGCCAGAAAUCUGAUCUGGUAGAUUCUCGCGGCAAAAAAUUGAGAACAUUACAGGAUUUCUUGGACGACAGGGCAGAAUACGUGACGGCAUCGAUGGACGCUGAGCUUCACAUUGAAUAUGGCACUCAGUUGUGCCUGCCUGAGCUCAACCAUCAUUUCGGACGCUUCAUACCAAUCGAGGUAAGAGACUCAUCUAUAGAACUUACAGGACUGGGAUUUGGUCGAGUUGAUAUCUGCGUAAGAACCGAAGAGGACAGUUACGACAAUUCUGUCAAUCGAGACUUGACUACUGCAAUUCUGCAAGAGUGAACAUUAUGGAUGAAGGUGCAAAGUAAGUAAUGCUGGCAUGUGCAAUUAAAAAGUGUACUUAUUUAAUGUAGGGCAAGUGAUUAGAGAGGCCACUUUUGUAAAUAGUUUAUUUAAAGCUGAAUUGAAGCAGCAUUUUAAUGUGGCAAGGUAACUUAGAAUAUGUCUUUAUUUCUGUUUGUCCUCAUGAUUUUUCCACUAAGAUACAGUAUUUGUGCUAUUUUUUAGAUUUUUGAUUUACAAUAAAUAUUUAUGAAGUUUUCUAUCUACGGUUACUCAUAAUUUGUUGGCAUUCCUAGAGAAGGAUAAUUUUGAGGGAUAAGGAGCAGCUAACCACAUGCAACAAUAACCAUUCUGCUGUGGUAUGCUCUGAAAGAUUCCUGCGCAUUUGACUACCUUCUAUAUAACAUAAGGUCAAUUUGGAUGGUUCUUGAUGCACCAUUCUGAGGAAUAUGAUUCAGUUUUUUGUUACUAAUUAUUUCAUGUAAAGCAUUCGGAAUACAAUUACUUUUUCAAAGGAGAAAUUACCUGCUGCAAAUACUUUGGAUUCUUGGGGUGUUCCAUUUAAAUGUCCGUUUGAGGAUCGGAUUAGUUCAUCAAGUGAAGCAGUGCGGCACUUAACCAAAAUUUCUCUUUUAUGCAUGAAAAAGUCAAUUCCCUUAAAAUGAAAAGCUUAUUCUUUGUAACAUAGACACUGAAUAGUUUUGGCUUCUUAUAAUCUCUACAGUGCUCCUUCUACAGUCAGUCGAAGCUGCAGAUUUUCAUUAGUUCGGGGAUGUUGUCAUGAAUAGCUGUUUAGCAGAAGCAUUUUGCAAGCUGCUGAAAAUAGAUAAAAAGUCAAUGUUCCAGAUUUUCCACACUUCGACUGAUUGAGGGAAGAUGGCUGAUUUGGUGGUUGUCAAGGCAACAGUUGUGUGGUAUAUAAUUUCUUAUACAGCUUGUUUGGAAAUAUUACUUUGUCAAUGGAACGGUGAAUAAAAUCUGGAGGGAAGCAAUGAUGAUUUAAUAUUUUCAUGGUAAUCUAACAAAUUAAUUGAUAUUUUAGAAUGCUGCUGCUUGAAUAUUCAUAUUCAUAUGCUAAGUACGCGCAAAGUUGUUGAAAGAAGUUUUGAAAAACAAAUUUCAUCGUCUCAACUAAAAUGAAUACACUGUUCAAUUUUUUUUUAAAAACCAACAAAAUUUAUUGUAAUCCCAAUAAAGCCUUUGAACAAAGUUUAAAAUGUACCAACCAAAUGGAAUCCAUUGGUCUCACAUUCAAACAAGCUAAGUCCUAAGGUUAAAUCCUUGAACAUGACAUCAUUCAAAAUGUACUAUUCAUUCUUAUUGAUAAUUAACUUAUACCUUAAACUUGAUAAUUCAACACAUUAAACAAAUAUCAAUUUUAGA